CUCUGCAUCCCCGGGCAGUGCCCCGUGUACCCCGAUAACUGCCCCCAGUACUCUCCUAGUCCCCCUGUGUACCCGAGUAACUGGCCCCCAGUGGCCUUGUGCCUACUGGUGUCCCAGUACCCAUCCCAGCUCCACACCCCCAGUACUGACCCCAAUACCCCAGUAACUGCCCUGUAUUGCUCCCAGUACCCCAGUGACUGCCCCCGUACCUUCAUACAUGUACUGCAGGUGCUGUCAAGCACGGAGGAGCUGGUGGAGCUGUACCGGGAGCUGAGCCGGCACCCAGGGCUCAGCACCGCCUGCCUUGGACCUGACGUCACCACCCAGUAUGGGGGCAAGUACUGCAGCCUCUACACAGAGUGGUCGCAGCGGGACCUGGAGCGGGCUGAGAAUGUCAAGUUCUGCCGCCAGUACCUGAUCUUCCACGACGGGGCUUCCGUCGUCUACUCGGGACCUGCUGGCACCUGCUCCGAGAUCAAGGACCAGCUGCUGAGCAAGGAGUCCCCCAGUGGGGCACUGAAGGCCGUCCUGUGCAAGGUCCGUGGCAAGGAGAAGGAGAAGGAGAAGCAGUUUCUAGAGGUCUGGGAUCAGAACUGCAAGGUGAAGAGCAUCGACCUGACGGCACUGGACAAGCAUGGCAGCAUCUACAAUGAUGACCAGUUUGGGUGCCUGGCCUGGUCGCACUCGGAGACCCACCUGCUCUACGUGGCUGAGAAGAAGCGUCCCAAGGCUGAGUCCUUCUUCCAGAGCAAAGCCCCCAAGCUGGGCACUUCCGAUGAGGACAUGGGGCGCCCCGAGAAGGACAUGCCCCUCAAGGGGGAGCAGUUCGUGUACCACGAGGACUGGGGGGAGGCGCUGAGCACCCGCAGCGUGCCUGUCCUCUGUGUCCUGGACAUCGAGGGCAGUAGCAUCUCUGUGCUGGAGAGCGUCCCGGAGCACCUCGCUCCUGGCCAGGCUUUCUGGUCCCCCGGUGACACCGGCGUGGUGUUUGUGGGCUGGUGGCACGAGCCUUUCCGCCUGGGGCUGCGGCACUGCACCAACCGCCGGUCAGCGCUCUUCUACGUGGACCUGACGGGUGGGAGAUGCGAGCUGCUCUCCGAGGACACCAAG
Messenger RNA from Merops nubicus (carmine bee-eater), 1110 nucleotides. RefSeq names its product acylaminoacyl-peptide hydrolase (gene APEH). NCBI's taxonomy places the organism in Eukaryota, Metazoa, Chordata, Aves, Coraciiformes, Meropidae. Gene Ontology annotation, molecular function: serine-type endopeptidase activity. The annotation marks the transcript as partial. The transcript is spliced from 10 exons. The record is from RefSeq and is a predicted model, not a curated record.